CAGAAACUUUCUGCUGUCUUUUGGAGGACAUCUUAGUGACUUGGUGUGCUUUCACACGGAAGAAGUCUGUCUGCAGGUGUAACCCUAGAGCCAUAAGGAUACCUCCUUUCUUCAUCCCCUUCAUGUCUUCUAUUGCCCCAAAGUAAUCCGCAGAUUGCCUUUUAGUAGGGCUUCCCUUCUAUGAGAUCGUUCUAAUUUGUUGCAGCAACUGGCCUAAAAAUGAGGCGGAGCAGUAGCUUCUAACUGUUCCCUGUAACCUGUUGUGUUACCUGAGUUUGCAGCCUCUAGCUGGAAUCCCUGGGAGGGAACCACCCUUUUCAGCAGCAGCUGUUAGACUGGCUUAGCUUAAACUUUCAAAUGCAGCUCCCUCUUGAGCUGGGGGCUACCGCACCUCAAUGCGUAGCGUGCGCUUGCGCAGGGCAUGCCUCGACUUUGUGCUUCAGCCUGGUUGAGCGAUGGAUGGGCUUCUUGCCAGAAACCGUCAUGGAUGAAAGUCUCUUCUCACAGGCUGAUUAUUAGGUAGAUGAGAUCAGUCUGGUGAUUCAAGCAAAACAUCUGUUUCUCCAAAAAGCUGUUCUUGCUUGUAGCGUCCAGCCAAAACUCCUUCUCUUGCACCAAGCCAACAACCAGACAAACCACUCUUGUCACUGCGGUAUACAUCCCUGAUCGAGGCAGCUUUUUUGUGGACACAAAGUAGAGAGAAAAUUUGACCCCUAUGCCUGUUAUUGAGCAACACUGCAGGAUAUCUUACAUUCAAUCCGUUCUGAAAGUUAAUGUGAGGGAAAACUAAACCUCUAGAUGCUGUUUGAUUUCUCCACAGCUUAAUAAAAUGUGUUCAGCCUGAGUGACUGGAGUGAACCAUAUCCAUCUCUUGCCUCCGCUAUCCUGAAUGGCCAAGCCUGUAAAGAAGGGUUUUUUCUACCUCCUCUGAGUGGAACUGUGUGGUUUUUUCAUUGUGAAUAAAGCUUUAUUUCCUUUUCAGCUGCCAACUCUGGGAUCUCAAAUGCCCUGCUAAUUGAAUAGUCAUUUGAAGGCAACAGUAUUUCCAAGGGGUUUUAAUGUGCAUCGUGCAUCUAUUAUGCUGUUUUCAGUGGUUGGUCUUGUCAAGUGCACCUUACUUUUACCUUGCUUUGUCACUCUCCCAAAUGAUAGGGUGGAGAAACAAAAGCAUGAACUAACUUUAUCUAGAAAUACCAGUGCAUCUCUGUUUUAUAACUAAGAAAUUAUCCACUCUAGAGCCACUUCCCUAAGGAGCAGGGCACAGGUGUGAGUGCAGUGCUUAGCCCUGUCUUGUGGGAGAUGUUUCCUCUGAGUAAAGGCAAUACCGCACACAUUGCUGUGUUGCAAUACAUAUAUACCCUGGGGUGUGUUGUGGCAGAGCGUGUAUGCCUUACUACCUGAUAAGAGCAGAUCCCAGGUACCUGCAGCAGCUGUAUAAUAGCUCUCCUUGAAGCUGUUCUAAUGGGAUAAUGGUAAAAUAAGCCAUGAAACCAAGCCCUAUGUACAUCUGUGUCUCUGCACAGCUGUGGCUUCCUCAUUUUGAUGGGCUGGAAUUCUAGCCCAGAGGUGGGGCGCAAUGUUGUUCUGAGCUAGCUGGAGAGGUGGUUGAUAAAUGUAUGAUUGCUGUUCUGUCUUUGGCCCAUUGAAAAGCAAUUGUCCCAUCUUAGGACCUGCCUAGUGUAGAGGACUCCUUACUACAACCUUCCAGUGGUAUAUAUGCUGGUGAGUGAAUGGAUGGUUUUCUAGUGAAGGUAUUGGAUGGAAGCUCAGAAGAUGCUUUUUCCAGACUCUUGCUAGACCUGUUCAGUUUAUACGUUGUCACAGACACUUUCCCUCUUGAUAAUUUAUAGAGGGAGAGUGGUGUAUUGCUAUCACAGGGUUUGAAGAGAUAACAGUCAAUGUUUGAGACAGAGAGGGAGGCUAGCUAUAGCACACAUACCACAGAAGAAUGUCUUGAGAGGAGAACAACUUGUAGAUGGUUGGCUGAGACAAUUUUUCAUUAGCCGUAUAAGUACCAGAGUACUUGACCACAAUAAUGCAGGCCUUGGUGAGAGACAGGGUCUCUUGUAUCCUGAUGUGGUGGGAGCUGAAGGCCAGUGCUCCAGACAGAACAGCCCAAUGACAGCAGCUCCCCCCUUCAGGAAGCUGUGGCCUCUGCUAAGACCUUGUGAGUGUGCUUAAUUGGGGAAUGACAAAAUACAUCUGCUACCCUGCACCUGAAAGAUUCCUGGUCUCUGGCCUUCUAUAUUCAGUAAGUUUUAGAUUAGAAACUCCCUCUUUGCUCUCCUGUAAAAAACUGCUGUGAGCUGAUCUGUAGGUGCAGCAGUUUUGCAUACAGCAUAAUCCUUGGAGCAUAAGGCACUACCCAACACAUGUGGGAGGAGUGGAGAUAUCUUGUCUGGAUUGUGAUUCUGCUAGGCCAGCUCCCCAGAUGCUACAAAAAGGCCUGGUCAUGAGAGAUCACGUAGGAAAGCAGGCUGUGAAAGUGCACAAAAGCAAUAGCAGGUGUGAGAAAGCUCUUCAGCAACAGAAGAAAAUUGCUGGGAGGAGGCAGUGGUCUAGAUUUGUGUAGUGCGAUAUAAAGCGCUUGAACAAGUAUUGUCUUUUUUUGCAGGUAAUUGCCCUCGUGAUGGAUUCCUUCACAGAUAUCGAUAUCUUUGGUGAGCUCCAGGAUGCCUAUAACAAUCGUAAAGUCCCAGUCUAUAUCCUUCUUGACCAGGACUUCCUGCCCCAUUUCUUGGAAAUGUGCAAGAAUUUAGGAGUAUGUCCUGAGCAGGAAAGUCUGCUGAGAGUUCGAACACUCACUGGGAACACAUACUACAUGAGGUCAGGUGUCAAAAUUAUUGGGAAAGUCCAUGAGAAGUUCAUGUUAAUUGAUGGCAUCAGAGUGACAACAGGCUCCUACAGUUUCACAUGGACUGAUGGGAAACUGAACAGCAGUAACUUGUUGCUACUGUCAGGUCAAGUGGUUGAACAUUUUGAUCUUCAGUUCAGGAUUCUUUAUGCCCAGUCAAAGCCGAUCAGCCCUAAAUGGCCAUCGAGCUGCAGGAGCAGUGGAAUAUUUGAUCACCUGGUGAACAAAACAGAGCUGACUAAAGAGUACACUAUGGAAAGCAAUCUGAGAGCAGAAUUUGCCAGAUUGUCUAGUACUCCGAAGAAACUGUUGAAAGAAAUAGAUCUGGAUGAAGGUACUCCUGGAGGCAAAGCUUGUAACCUGGGCUCUUCUUGCAUUGCUGAGGAGGAGUGGUUCAGCGAUCGAGAGGCCACCGUGGAAAGGAAGAGUGCAUCAACUCAAACUGGUCCCUGGGAAGAAAAGCCUGUGACUGUGUGUGAUGCUGUCACACAGACCAAUGUUGCAACAGUGGAAACCGGCAUUCAAACUUCUGUUGCUGCUAGAAUAACGGGCACGCAAACCUCAGUUCUGCUGAAGACUGCAGUAACGCAGACAAAGGAAGGUGAGUGUGCAGAAACGCCCCCGAUUCAAAGACAGCAAUCAAAAGAAGGAUCUUCUGCAUCUGGAGAAUCCAUAUCAAAUUCCAGUCUGCGAUCACUGUCUUCAUCAUCAUCCCAGUGCUCUCUAGCAAGCUCUACCAGCUCACUGUCUUCUCUUCGGUCCAUUGAGUAUUCAACCAGUCACAGGGCAGAGUAUUUCCAAAAACUGCAUAAAGAGAGGCAAUUUCACUACUCUACUAUCAGAUCAAAGCUUAGCCACAUGGUGAAUAUCCUAUCCCGGAGGGGACGUGUGCCUGAAAACUACAUGAGCCAAUACAGUGAAAGAUGCACCCUCAAACAGAGGCGUGACAUCAGUGCCAGCCUGCGUAGCCUCCGAGAUGUUUCACUCUUCUCUCUGAAUAAAUGACAAUUGCUCAGCUGUAUGUGGAGCACAAAAACUCUGCUCUCCUUAGUGCGGUCACUUUAUAUCUGCUGCUGCUUAAUUCUUCCAGUACUUCUUACUGUUGUUAAUACACGUGCAAGAGUAUCACUUUCCAGCACUUUUGUUUUAUACUAUGCAAUUUGAGCACUAAAAAACCUGUUAUCUGUACUUGUGCUUACAUGUUCCUCUUGUAUGCGUUAGUGGUAGACAUUAAUUUUAAUUCUGGAUGUUUAACCUGAAAAGUAAACUUAUUAAAGCCAGAGCAUUAGCAAUCCUACAAAGCAUUAAGUUAUCUAAACCUGGAAAAAUCUGAGUCAGCUUGAUCUUGCUCAGAGUGGCUUUGGAGACUUACUUUAUAUCAAUGCAUACUCAUUUUUUUCUUUUUAUUACUGGGUUUUAUUUCUACUUUAUCUUCAGCAUGAGGGGAAAUAACCUUACUAAAAAUUCGCCAAGCCAAUUUUGUUCUAAAUCUGAUUUCAGAGAGAAAUUAUGUUACUCUUCCAUUAAAGUGAAGGCUCUGUUGGAACAAUCGAAGGCUCUUAUGCCCAGCUAUAUCCUUUUUCCAUCAUUUAAGCAUUCUGAAAUGGACUGAAUAGUAUUGAGCUAACCCACUCUUCAGUGUAACCAUCCUCCUAUGCUUUUGUGCAUGUAUACGUGUGUGUGUGCGUGCAACUGUGUGAAUACACACACACAGAGGAGCAGCUUUGGAAACAAAUACCAAGACAUAGCACCUUAGCACUCCAAGACAGCCGUACCUAUUUUGGGAAAACAGUCAUGAUUUGAUAUGUUUCUAGGGUUCAGGCCAAAAAGCUGUAUGCACUGUAUCUGUAAGAAUGUUAAUGGAGAAGAUAUUGCUGCAAUGUGUUUUUUUUUUUUCUUGUGAGUGGGAGAGGAGGGGGUGAUACUUGAAGUUCAGUGUUUGAAGGGUGGCGUGUCUUGCUGCAGCAUAUCCUUUGUACUUUUGAGAUUACUUCAGAGAAGUUGAUUUUGUGCAUCUUAUUACACAGUAGUAAAACUUUCAGUCUCAGCUCCUUAAAUUGGCUUCCAAUGCUGGCAAAGUCUGGGAGUGUCUAAAUUAUUUUUCUUCCAGUGAGAGACCUGUAAAGUCUUCCUCCUUUGGAGUGAACUUGGGAGCAAGACAAUCACUAAGGACAGAUGACAGCUACUGCUAAAGAGCAAACUGACAAAUGCACCACUAAAAUGCUAUGGGUUAUCUAUUUGAUAAUAUUUCCAUAUAAGUAAUUCUAAAGAGAAAAAUGGUUUUUUCACUCUUAAAACUGAAGUAUUUCUGUAUUUCCUGCUCUGUAUGUCCUUUAUGCACUAACACCUUGAGAGAAACUUCAAAAAACAAGUGCAUGGAUGGUUUGAGGGACCUAUGUGCCCUCCAGUCUUUGACAAUACCCUCCUUUCAACAUUAAAUGGAUUUCAAGCUCAUGUUCCUUCCUACCUUAUGGAGACAAAUCACUGACAAGUAGCAUCUGCACGUCUGUCUGCGUGCUUGAGGGAUUGCUUUCUUGAGCUUUGUGUGGGUCCUCUACGAUCUGAUACUGACCUGU
This is a messenger RNA of Struthio camelus australis, 5430 nucleotides long. The record is from RefSeq and is a predicted model, not a curated record. NCBI's taxonomy places the organism in Eukaryota, Metazoa, Chordata, Aves, Struthioniformes, Struthionidae.